AUGAGUGGAAACGAAAAUGGAGAACUACCCCAGGAGGUUCCAAUCCUCCAUGUCGCCACAGGACGGGCAAGAGCCCGUGCUGUGGCGACAUGCCGCCUUCCGUAUUCUGGGGGGGCAAACCACUCGAGAUUCCGAAACGACGACACUGGCAAAUACUUCAUGGACACCGAUCUGCAGAGUGAUUUGGUUUUGAGGCUGCAAGGAGGGGGUGAUGGUGAAGAUAGUGGUCCGGUAGAGGCAGAAGCCCCCACCAGUUCCCCCAAAGAUGGAUUCCGGUCACUUCGGAAUGCCCAAGGGCGCCUUGUGCGCUAUGUUGAAGACAUGCUUCCGGGGGCGGCGGUGGAUUCUGUACGCUCUCCACCCGAACCAGCUAGGGUGCUUAGUGAGAGACGUAGAGCCGCAGUGCGAACAGAACGCAUUGCAGAAAGGGUCCCCUCUCUUGGCAGGGAGGAGUUCUUCUCCCCCAGGAGAAUAGACGUGGGUGACCUCCCAGGGCACGAAGUAUUUUUCUCUCCGGUGCCAACCGACGCGGAAACCGCCGAAUCCGACGCUUCGCUAACUGCCCAAUUGUCCGAAGGACGAAAGAGGCAGCGAAGCAGCGGUAGUGAAACGGGAGCAUCGCCGAGCAGAGAGGCUUCCGAGCGCGCGGAGCAAGGAAAGUCCGCCUCGGGACCUUCCAAGCGAGGAAGAGGACGCCGACCAACCACGGCACUCCACGCAGGGCUGACCAAGGCGAAGGCUGAACUCCUGAAGCUUAAGCUGCAAACCGAAGAAGACCUGAGGGCCGCGUCCAAAAAAGUGACCCAAAGACGGCUUGCCCGUCGUCCGGAAUCGUUUGGGACGACAAGUGGGUCAGACGACGAAGACCGCACAGCAAUGGCCCUGAACCAGCAAGUGCAUGAUAGUCUGGGGCUUAUCAAGAACGUGGCCACUAAGUCCAAAAACCUAAAGGGCACGUACAUACGUAUCCUGAACGAGGCUGUGGCUGCGAUCCGGGAAGCAGUCGGCGAGAUGAGUGGCCGGACUGUCUCCGAUGAGACGAGGAGGCUCGCCGCCGAAAACGCUCGCCUAAAGGCAGAAAUGGCCGAGCUCCGUAAGGAGAUGGGCGACCUGCGUGCUAGCCUAGAACAGCGCCUCGAAGGGACGCGCCAAGAGACGGCGACAUCACCUGCUCGGGAGCAAGGCGACUUAGAGAGCAACAUCGUGACCAAGGUGAGUGCCAUGAUGGGUGCAAGGUUGAGCGCCUUGGAGGAGAGACUGCUCCCACAGCAACCUACCCAGGCGUCGACUGCUCCCGUACCUUCCAAAGCAGGAAGCUCUCCGCCCCGUCGCACCCCAGCUACUACCAACCCAUCGGGUGCAAAGCGGACCGUGAAGGAGAAGAAAAAGAAGGAGGGGCCUAAAAAGCCUCCUACGAGUGUUCCUGGCCCCGCUUCCCAAGUCCAGCAACCACGGCGGCAGACACCAGUGCCUGACUCUGAAGGGCGUUGGACGACUGUGGUCAAGCGGGGUAAAAAGAAGACUCCCGUUGGAGCAGCGACGACUGCGAAGCCACAACAACGUCCGGCACCGCUGAAAGCGCAAGAAGGGAAGGGUCGCAAUAAGGCCAAGGCGAUACUUCGCGCCCCGCGGUCAGCAGCCGUAGUCCUCACCCUUCAGAUGGGAGCAGAAGAGAGGGGCGUCACCUACAAAACGGUGAUUACGGAGGCCAAGUCCAAAAUUUCCCUGGCCGGGCUCGGUAUCACCGGUCUGAGGUUCCGCAGGGCAGUGACAGGGGCGGCAAUCCUGGAGAUCCCGGGCCCAGCCACCACCAGCGGCGACAAAGCAGACUCCCUUGCUGCCAAGCUGAGGGAGACGCUGAAUGAGGCCGACGUCCGCAUCGCUAGGCCGGUAAAAUGCGCGGAAAUGCGCAUUACCGGCCUGGAUGACUCGGUCUCAGAAGAAGAGCUCGCCGCUGCCGUGGCGAAAGGUGGCGGGUGUGCUCUAGAUGCGGUGAAUGUUGGCCGGAUCUCCCGUACGCCAACAGGCCUGGGUACAGCGUGGGUUCGCUGCCCCGUAGCAGCCGCUAAGAAAGUGGCUGAGGGGCGACUCCUAGUCGGCUGGGCUUCGGCAAACGUGAAGUUGCUGGAGUCCCGACCCCUGAGGUGCUACCGCUGCCUGGUGCCAGGCCAUGUUAGGAAGGGGUGCACCUCAGAAAUCGACCGCAGCGACCAAUGUUACCGCUGCGGUCAAUGCGGUCACCGGGCCAGAGAUUGCACCGCCGCGCCCCACUGCACUCUGUGCGCUGCAGCGGGCAAACCUGCCGACCACAGUGCCGGCAGCAGUACCUGCACGACGGGGGCUAAAGCUCCGAAACGCGCGUCCCAGAAGGAGGCCAGCAAACCAAGCGCCCCUGGAGCGUCAGCGCCGCCGGCUGCACAAGAGGGCCUGAUUAAUGCGACAAAAUGA
Messenger RNA from Cydia strobilella, 2448 nucleotides. RefSeq lists its product as uncharacterized. The coding region runs from base 1 to 2448 and encodes 815 amino acids. Gene Ontology annotation, molecular function: nucleic acid binding; zinc ion binding. The record is from RefSeq and is a predicted model, not a curated record. NCBI's taxonomy places the organism in Eukaryota, Metazoa, Arthropoda, Insecta, Lepidoptera, Tortricidae. The transcript has a single exon.